Molecule: messenger RNA, 3379 nt
Organism: Phyllotreta striolata
Lineage: Eukaryota; Metazoa; Arthropoda; Insecta; Coleoptera; Chrysomelidae
Source: the annotation of a GenBank genome assembly
AAAAGUUUGAGUUUGAGUUGCUUUUAGAAAAGACUGUCGACACUGUCGUGUCAGAAUUUUUAUAUAAAUAAUUCUUUGAUUUGAAGUGCUUUUUUUCAUUUACAAUCGCAAUUACAUUCUCCUAAUAUCGCUACUUCGAAUUUUGAGGUUUCGAUAGACCUUUUCUCUCAGCAUUAAAGGUUUUAUUUACGAUGGCACCGGUGGAUAAUACUCCCAACAUUAGCAUGGGAAAUUUCGAACUUCAAUACUCCCUGCUAGCCUACAAUAAAAUUCCCAUCUCCGAAUAUGUUUCCAAACAGACCGGAAUGACGGUGGUUAUCGCCGAAGUCGAUGGACCUUGUGUUAACGGUUAUUUUUGCCUAGCUACUGAAGCUUUCGAUGAUGAUGGUUUGCCCCAUACUUUGGAACAUCUCAUUUUUAUGGGUAGUGAAGAGUACCCUUACAAAGGGGUAUUGGAUUUACUAGCCAACAGGUGCUUAGCAUCCGGUACAAAUGCUUGGACUGACAUUGAUCACACUUGUUACACAAUGGAAACUGCUGGCAGUGAAGGCUUUCUGUCCCUUCUUCCUAUAUUCCUGGAGCACAUUCUGUAUCCAGUUCUUAGAGAUGAAGCUUUCGUUACCGAAGUGCAUCACGUUACACCAGAAGGCUCUAAUGCCGGUGUGGUUUAUUGCGAAAUGCAAGGCAGGGAAAAUUCGGCGGAAUCCAGACUUCAUUUGACUGUAGCAAGGAAAAUUUAUCCGGGGAAAUGCGGUUAUUCUUCGGAAACGGGUGGUAUUAUGAAGAAUUUAAGAGAAUCUACCACUAACGAAAAAGUCAGGAAGUACCACAAAGAAUUCUACAGGCCGGAAAAUCUGAAAGUCAUCAUUACUGGUCAAGUGAAGCUAAACGACGUUUUUAAUUCUAUAGAAAAGUUGGAGGAAAAAAUAAUUUCAAAAGGAAAAUUACCUCCGUUCGAACGACCUUGGCAAAACCCGAUACCUCCCGUUCAAGAGAAAUCUACAGAUUUAAUAAUCAAGUAUCCUGCCGAUGAGGAAAACAACGGUUUAUUUUGCAUUGCUUGGAGAGGAGCCUCCAGUGUCAAGGAAUAUUACAUGGUAGAAGCUACGAUGCUUCUAUUGAAAUAUCUCAAUGACUUUUCCGCCUCGCCUCUACCGAAGGAAUUUGUCGAAAUCGACGAUCCCUAUGCAAGCAAGGUAACUUACAAUGUAAGCGAAAACUCGGAAAUUUGUUUGUACAUCAUUUUGGAAGACGUCCCCGUCCAGAAAUUGCCUAAAGUAGGAGCGAAAAUGAGGGAAACUUUGAAGAAAAUCCUCGACGAAAAGCUGAUCGAUAUGGAGCAAUUACACAGCAUCAUCAAUAAGUACAAGCUGGAGAAUCUUAGCAGUUUGGAAAAUUCGCCUCACAACACAAUCGCCUUUAUGAUUAUAGGACACAUGCUUUACGGACACACUAAAGAAGAUUUACAACAGCGACUCAAUCCGUUGACCGAUAUUGCGAAACUCCAGAGCGAACCCCAAUCGUUUUGGCUGGGGAUAUUAGAGAAAUAUUUCGUAAACAACAAAUCGUUAACCGUCCAAUGCAUACCGAGCAUUGAAGAGCAACAGAAAUUGGCCAGCGAAGAGAAACAUCGGGUGGACAAUCAAAUAAAAACGUUGAAAGAAACCGGCUUGAAACAAAAAGGAGAAAUUUUACAAAAAGCCAUCGAAUUCAACGAAACCGAAGCCCCACCCGAGAUGAUCACAUCCGUGCCUAUACCCAGUUUGAAUUCAAUCAAAUUCCACAAUAUCACUAGACACAAAUCGGACGGGGAAUCCAAUCAAAAAAUCAACUUAUCGAAAACCCCUAUUUACACCUACUUCGACCAUUUGAAAACUAACUUCGUCUACCUAUUCGCAACGCUCGAUACGACCAAAGUACCCGCAGACCUCAAGAUCUACCUGCCUCUAUUGAUCGAGUCUCUUCUGCAACUGCCGCUCGAACGCGACGGGAAAAUCAUAUCCUACGAAGACGCCGUAUCGCAACUGAACGACGACACCGUCAGCACGUCCAUAUCGCUGGGCCUCCAGCGAAACGGCCUCUUCAUAUGCGGCAGCUACUCCUCUACGAUCACGCUGAUGCUGCAAGUGGACGCCGCCAAGUACGAAGUCGGCGUGAACUGGCUGAAGGAGCUGCUGUACAAGACCGUCUUCACGCAGGAGAGGAUCAAAGUCAUAGCUAAUAAGUUGAAUAAUUCGGUUGCUCAGUACAAGCGCAGCGGACGGAGCAUCGUCGGGUACAUAUCGAGAGGGAUGCGGUUUAGUAGAGAUAGCAAUAUAUUGAAGAACGGAGUGUUGCAACAGAACAAAUUUCUGACGGAAACGCUCGGGAAAUUGGACGGUAAUUCGGCUAACGAGGUGUUGGAGAACUUGGAGAAAGCGAGGAAAAUCGUGACGGAACCUGCCAACGUGGUGCUCUAUCUUGCUGGGAAUUUGAAUAUUUUAAAGAACCCUUCACAACCGCUCGACGAAUUUCUACCGCCGAACGUUGGGGCUAGCAAGAAGCAAUCACCUUUAAACGCUACGCCUGAUUAUAAAUUUAAAAAAGAUUCGAGCGAUCCACAAUACGGUUGUAUCGUAGGACUGGGCUCUCUGGAAUCCUCCUUUUUCAUUCAAACAACCUCGAGCAUAUCGUCCUAUCACGAUCCGGAUCUGCCAGCUCUAAUGUUGUACCUGCAAUACUUGACUCAAACCGAGGGUCCAAUGUGGAAGCAAAUCAGAGGUAAAGGCUACUCGUACAACUACAGCAUGUUGGUGAAAGUCCACGAAGGUCUGCUCUAUUUGGUGUACGGUAGAGCGACGAACGUCGUGGGAGCUUACAAGGAAACCAAAGAGCUUAUUUUCAAGCAGCUCGAGCACAAAGAAUGGGACCAAUCGCUCAUUGAUUCGGCGAAAAGUUCCAUCAUAUUCGAGAUAAUCGAUGAGGAAAAGACCAUAGGAGACGUGGUUAAUUUGUCGUUUACUUCUUACUUCGAUGGAGUCGAUUACACGUUUAAUAGGACAUUGUUAAAUUCGAUUAACAAAGUGACCAUUAAUGAUUUGAAUCGAGUGGGAGAAAAGUAUGUGAGACCUUUAUUUGAUUGCAAACAAACCAAGACCGCUGUUGUUGUAAAUCCAUCGAAAAUUGGAGAAGUUGCAGAUGAACUUAAAAAAUUAGGUUUAAAUCUCACCACCUACAACUCACUAGAAGAUAGUUUCUUGAAUAAAAUAUAAAUAAGGCUAUUUAUUUAAUUCGGCGACUAGAUAUAUAAGGCUUGGGUGCAAAAAAAAUAUAGUGAAAGCGCAACAGCUUUAUUCGUAUAUAUUUUUAUUACCGCAGUACUAUUGAAAUAAAAAACGUU